AUGGCAGGCGGCCCAUCAAACCUCGGCAAGAUCCGGUGCACUCGGCGUGCACAAGGCUCCGCGGCAGUGCUGGCAAUCGGAACGGCAAAUCCAGUGAACCACGUGUAUCAAGAAGAGUUCCCUGACUACUACUUCCGUGUCACCAAGAGCGAGCACCUCACUGACCAUAAAGACACAUUCAAGACAAUAUGUGGUGCGAUUGGCACGGAGAAUCGUUUCUUUCAAUACAUGGAGGAACAGCUGAACUCUUACCCUGACUUCCUGCUUCAACGCACGUUGCCAUCCCUUGAAGUUCGGCUUUAUAUUGUGGCUAGUGCUGCUCCACAACUUGCCGCAUCAGCCGCCAAGAAGGCCAUUGCAAAGUGGGGACGUCCGGCCACUGACAUCACCCACCUUGUCGUCAGCACCAACUCAGACGCCAGCACCCCAGGCAUCGACGUACACUUGGUUUCACUUCUUGGCCUUCGCCUCAACAUCUGUCGUACGAUGCUCCAACUGAACGGCUGCUUCGCUGGUAGCUCUGCUUUGCGCUUGGCAAAAGACCUUGCUGAGAACAACCGCAGAGCACGGGUCCUUGUGGUUUGCGUGGAGCUAUCCAUUGCUGGUUUCUGUGGCCCCGACGACCACUUAGACACCCUCAUUAUUCAUGCGUUGUUCGGCGAUGGGGCUGGAGCGGUCAUUGUCGGUGCUGAUACCAUGCACCCUGUCGAGCAGCCGAUGUUUGAGAUGGUGUCUGCCUCACAGACCAUCAUACCAGGCACCCAGCAUGUGCUCGGCGUGAAGAUGGGGAGCUAUGGUGUUGGUGGCAAAGUUUCCACCGAACUGUACAAACUGGUGGCAGACAACAUCGAGCCAUGUGUCGGUGUCAAAACCCUAUGGUAA
Molecule: messenger RNA, 882 nt
Organism: Triticum turgidum subsp. durum (durum wheat)
Lineage: Eukaryota; Viridiplantae; Streptophyta; Magnoliopsida; Poales; Poaceae
Source: the annotation of a GenBank genome assembly